This is a messenger RNA of Manduca sexta (tobacco hornworm), 3650 nucleotides long. RefSeq names its product zinc finger protein 680. Lineage: Eukaryota; Metazoa; Arthropoda; Insecta; Lepidoptera; Sphingidae. Gene Ontology annotation, cellular component: nucleus; chromosome. Gene Ontology annotation, molecular function: chromatin insulator sequence binding; zinc ion binding. Bases 169 to 1266 code for a protein of 365 amino acids. Gene Ontology annotation, biological process: regulation of transcription by RNA polymerase II. The transcript has 8 exons. The record is from RefSeq and is a predicted model, not a curated record.
AAAUAUUUUUUUUCUUAUUCAGUCAUACUUCAUGUUCAUUCUUCAUGUCAAUCUUUGUUGAUAUUUUAUUUUGCGAGAAUGAGUGUGUUGUGAAAUCAAAACGUUUAUUAUAAAUUCUGCCCAUCAAUAUCGGAUUAUUGUGUAUCUAAUUCAAGUCUAGUUAUUGUUAUGACUUCUCUUUUAUUACUUAAAUCCAUGUUAUUUGCGAAUGCUUUGCAAAAGAACAAAAAGAAGAAGAAAAGAAAAAUAAAGAAAAUCCACCCAGCAAAAAAAUUAAAUAUAAGCAUGUGUAGAAUUUGCAAUGAAGAAAAAGGUGAUAUACCCAUAUUUGAUAAUUUUUCCCAGCCAAAUAUACCUGAAGAAAUUCAACACUUUUCAGGAGUAACUAUGAAUAAAUCAGACAAUUUUUCUAAACACAUGUGCCAAAAUUGCCUGGACUUGUUAAAUGGAUGUAUUGUGUUCAGAGAAAUGUGUCAAAGAAGUAACAAAAUAUGGCUGGAUGUCUCAAUUAAAAAGGAAUGCCAAACAGUUUGCAGUGCCUAUGAUGACAGCCGAGUGCAGGGUGACAGUGAUGAGUCAUACAACAUACCCUCACCAGUAUUUUCUGAAGACAAUUCAGAGCUGUGGAGUUGUUCCACUUGUAACAAACAGUUUUAUGAUCUGGCAUCAUACAACAAUCACCUAUCAAAAUGUAGUAUAGAGAACAAUGAUGCAAAUGCAAAGCCAUCCAAGGAAGUAACAAAAAGAAAGUUUCUAUGUGAUAUAUGUGGUAAAACUGCCUAUUCAAAUGCAAGCCUUUUAGUGCAUAUGGGUAUACAUGAAAACAUAUUUCCCUUCAAAUGCGAUGUAUGUCCAUACCAAGGUAGAACAAUGGAUCUAUUAAAAGUGCAUAAACGAUCACAUCUAGUGGACAAACCAUUUAAAUGCACCCAGUGUCCAAAAGCAACCACAACAUCAAGCAAUCUCGCUAAACAUAUGCGACACGUUCAUAGUACAGCGAGGCCACAUAAGUGUAAUUAUUGUGAUAAAGCAUUUUCAUACCAACAUGAUAUGAAGAGGCAUAUCAAAGACAUACAUCUUAGGCAGGGCACAGUUGAGUGUGACGUCUGCUAUAAGAAGUUCAACACUAAAAAAAUACUACAAGGUCACAGAUGGAAAAUUCACAAGAUCAAAGGUGAAAGACAGGGCAGGUUACCGUCAUACUUGCAGUACCAAAUGGAGGAACAAAACGAAAACAAUAUGGCGGACAGUGAUCCCAAUUUUUAGCACAUGAAUAGUAUUAGAAAUAGCCAAUCUAAUGUAUUAUUUAUAUCAAAAAGUGUUAGGUGUAAUACAUACACUGUAUAGAUAGUGGAAGCUCUCUUGACAAAUUUUGUAAUCAUUUUAUAUGCGCCUAGUAAGAACUUGCAAAAAAAGCUGUAUUGAUUCUGGACUCUGGUCACGAUUGCAUUCCAAUAUUCACAAAAAAGCCUUGUCAAUUGUUAACUUUAAAUACCGUAAAAUCAUUAAAUAUAGAAGUAAUUGAUUUGUAUAGUAUGAAAUAUACAAGAUUUUUAGAUUCUGAUUGCGUCUAAGUUAAAGGGAAAUUAAAUGUAUGUAAUUUUUGUCGUACUUAUAAAAAAUGUAAACAAAUCUUAAAUACUAGUAUUAGGAGCAGCUUUAAUGAGUGUAUAAAAACAUCUUCAUCUGAUGUUUAAUUCUUAGUAUUUCAAUUGCACAUCCUAUCACAACUAGUUCUUCUUCUUCUUCUUCUUCAGCCUUCAUCUACCUAAUGCUGAGUAAAGGCCUCUUCCAUAUUUCGCCAACUAGCGCGGUCUUGGGCUUUCCGCAUCCAGUCUUUCCCGGCUGUUCGAAUGAUGUCGUCGGUCCAUCUUCGCGGCUGCCUCCCCACGUUCAUGUGCCCAGUUCUUGGCCUCCAUUCUAGUUCCUUCCUCCCCUAUCGGCCAUCUGAUGUGCGGCUUAUGUGGCCUGCCCAUUUCCACUUCCUUCGUGCUAUGACUUCGGCUACGUCUCGUAGACUGGUUCUCUUGCGGAUCUCGGUAUUGUACACUAUAUCUCGAAGAGAAAUACCCAACAUAGCUCUCUCCAUAGCCCUCUGGGUAACUUGAAGUCGAUGACUCAGUUGUUUGGUGAGCGACCAGGUUUCAGCACCAUAUAUCAUGACGGGGAGGACGCACUGUUCGAACAUUCGGCGUUUGAGGUUCAGAGGCACUUUCUUGGCUUUGAGUACAUCGGACAGUUUGCCAAAAGCUCCCCACCCUAGUUGGAUGCAACGCUUGAUCUCGCGGUCUUGUUCAUUUUUCUCGAGACUCUAAGUUUGGCCCAAGUAGACGUAUUCCUCGACUCUCAUUAUGCGUUGGCCCCCCACAACCAGGUAUUGAGUGUCGGAAUCGGGGCACAUAAUUUUGGUUUUUGAAGUAUUUAUUUUUAGACCAACACUAAUUGAUGCGGAGCACAGCUCUUCUAUCAUGGUCUGCAAAUUCUCGCUGUUGUUAGCAAACAGAAUGAUGUCAUCUGCAAAGCGAAGAUGUGACAGAUAUUCCCCGUUUACAUUGAUGCCUCUAUCCGACCAAUCAAUAAGCUUAAAUACGUGCCCCAUACAUGCUGUGAACAUCUUGGAUGACAUAGUGUCCCCCUGUCUCACUCCCCUCUUGAUGGGCACUGGCUUUGUCAGGUCAUGUAAUUUUACUGGUAUGUCUCUUUGAUUGCCUGCACGUAUCUGCAGUCUACCUGGCAUCUUUGGAGAGAGUGUACGACGGCCCAAUGUUCUACCGUGUCAAAAGCCUUUUCGAAGUCGAUAAAGGCCAUUGCGAUGGGUUGGUUGUAUUCUAUACACUUUUCCAUUAUUUGGCGGACUGUGUGGAUGUGGUCAACCGUAGAGAAGGCACUCCUGAAUCCUGCCUGUUCAGUGGAACACAAUCAGUGGAUUAUGCGGCGUCUAGCCUCGUGGUAACUCGCAACGUUAUUACCUUAGUGAAGAGUUUAUAGACAUGGCUGAGCAAUGAAAUGGGUCGUUAGUUAACAAGAUUGGUGACAUCUCCUUUCAUGUGUAGAAGUAUAACUACCGCAUUUUUCCAUGUGUCUGGUGUUAUGCCUUCAAAAAGUGCUUUGUUGAACAACAGCUGGAGUUUUUUUAACACUGGCUUCCCACCCAGCAGGAGGUGACGGUGAGGUCGUAUGUGACUUUAUACAGUCCAGGCAAUUUCUCUUUCUUCAUGCGUUUCAGCGCAUUCUUGAUCUCAUACAAACUUUCUUCCGGUAAAUCCUCCGUAUGAUGUCUCACUAAUUUUGCUCUUGGAUCUUUACCAGGUGUAGAAGGUGUUGGUUCGGACACUCGAGAGCUAUACAGUUCUGUGUAGAAUUUCUCUUCUCUACUAUAACAAUUACAAUAACCAGCAAUUAUAACUAACUACAUUAACUUGUGCAUGAAAAUAAAACACAUCAGUUUGUUUACAUUUUAUAUACAAAUUCUACUAAUAUGAAGUACCUACCUACAUCUACAAGUUUCCGAAUGUCGACUGCCUGCCUAGCGCAAUGGCUUGGAUUUACAUAUUUUUAUUUUUAAAUAUACAUACUUAUUAUAUCCCAUUAAAUUAGUCGUAAUAGUAGAAGGCAUAGGUAACUUAUAAUACACACACUAAAACUGAAAA